This is a messenger RNA of Capra hircus (goat), 1885 nucleotides long. RefSeq lists its product as uncharacterized. Lineage: Eukaryota; Metazoa; Chordata; Mammalia; Artiodactyla; Bovidae. The coding region runs from base 259 to 840 and encodes 193 amino acids. The transcript has a single exon. The record is from RefSeq and is a predicted model, not a curated record.
CAGGCGGUGCGGCGCUGGGCCUUGCGGGCGCGGCGUGGGAUCUUGGCGAAGUUUCUCUGCAUGGAACUCUUGCGCUCAGCUGGCGGUGGAGGGUGGGGAAAGGCUAGGUCCCCGCGCCUCCCCCGCCCCAGCCCUGUCCUUCGGCCUGCGCCCCGGCGGCCCGGACGCCGCCGCGCGCUGGGCGUCGUGUAACUCUUCGAGGGCUGGUCUCGGAGCCGGCUGGUGGACGUCAGGCGAGCAGGAUGCUGCCUUUGGGGGAUGCCGCCUUUGAGGGAUGCCGCUUGGGGAAAACCCAGCGCCUCAGCUCUCUCUCUCUCAAGCGCGUGGAAAGUGGGCGGCCGGAUCCACCAGGAAGCCCGUCGGGGGCGCAGCCGGAAUCCGAGACGCGCGGGAGCUGAGAGCUGGGUCUUUGCGGGCGAGAUGAAGGUGUCGGUUCAACUGGCCUACAAAGUCCCAGUCCUCGGCCCCCAGGACCGACGGCUCCUCCUCGCCCCUCGCCGUUUUCUCCUGGGCGGACGCGAGCUCGGCUCCCAAGGCGGGGCGGGGACCCGGGCCGGGCCGCACCUCGCGGGUCCACACCGGAGACGGGGUGGCGGGGCGCGCUCGCCGCGGGUUGUGUGUGGAAGGUUCGAGGGAUCCCUGCGCUUGGCAGGAGCGGUGGGAACGCACUCAGAGGUUCGAGUUGGUCCCUGCGGGCGGUUGGUGUCCUCCGGGUGGAGCCGGAUCCUGGCCGCGGCCGACCUGGAGGGAAGGGAGAGACGGCGCCCCGCUUUCUCCCCGGCCGAGCCGAUUCGCCUACGGGGCCCUGCCCUGCUGGGCUUUCCGGAGCCUCCACCUUGAGCUUGAGGGUGGUGAGGACCGCGCGAGGACUAGAGUUGCCCCGGGAAUAUGGGCCGGGAUGUGGAGGUUUAGCCCCUCUCUCUGAGCUCCACUACCAUUUCUUUAAAGAUACAUUUUUGUGGGUGUGUUCUUAAUGGCCAGCCUUUUGUUCCCUGACCUAGGCAAGAUUGUGCUGAACCGCCCCCCCCAGUCCUCUUAAAGUUUUCUGCUGAAAUUCCCUUCUUAAACUGUUUAUCCAAUAACUUUGUUUCUACCUCUUCCUGCAAAAGAAAAACCCCAGUAACCCCUGAAACCUCUGCGUCUGCUUGGUGUUGGAACUUUCUGUUUAUUUUUGUUUGUUUGUAUCGUGUUUGGGCUGUCUUGGCAGUGGGGACCUUGGGAAAACAUUUGGGAACAUGCCGGGAGGUGACCUGAACCGUGCGAAGGGCCAGUUGACAAAAUAGGGCUCUUUGGGCCCCUUCUUCCUGGCUUUGGAAAACAGGAUAGAUUUCUGGAAGCAGGGAGGAGGGAGAAACCCGCCCUGCCAGGUUGGCCCACCUCUUUCAAGGAUGUGGAAGGUUCUUCUAGAAUCUUCUCUGACUUCUGUGGGCCCGUGUGGAGGAGACCUCCCAGGAAUCCUGCCACACCUGUGUCCCUGUUCCAGUGGCCAUGUGGGGGCCUGAAUGGAGGGGACACCUUGGGCUGUGGGGUCACCCAGGUAGGGUUGGGCCCGUUUGUGAGCCCAGGAGUGGGCAAAGCCUGGGAGUGGGCAGAGCCCGGAACUGCUGUUGACCAGCAUUUUUUCCGUGUGAGCUUUGUCCUGCCAACUGUAACCCGUGGAGCAUGCAAACACCAGAAUUGUGGGAGGAAAGAGUUUCCUUAGGGCCAUGCCUCUAAACGUACAGACAUGUUCAGUUUUGGGGAAAAUUGUCUGGGAGGGGACUGGUGGGAACUUCAGCUGGAGUUGGUGGUUGUUGUUUAGUCACUAAGUUGUGUCCGACUCUUUGGGACCCCACGGACUUGUAGCCCACCAGGCUCCUCUGUCCAUGGAAUUCUCCAGGCAAGA